Alternaria ethzedia is the source of this 828-nucleotide messenger RNA. RefSeq lists its product as uncharacterized. Lineage: Eukaryota; Fungi; Ascomycota; Dothideomycetes; Pleosporales; Pleosporaceae. The coding region runs from base 1 to 828 and encodes 275 amino acids. The record is from RefSeq and is a predicted model, not a curated record. The transcript is spliced from 2 exons.
AUGUCGGACUCUGUCAACAACUAUUUCUUCGCGAUCGCGGCGGCAACACCGCUUCCUUCUAUCGAGGGUCAAGACCCCAUCAACAACGGCAACCUCGCGCCUCCGCUACCUCGUACUCGUUCUCAAGUCUCCGCACUUCGUUCACCUUUCACGGUUCGACCCACUGUCCUUUCCGCACCCGUUGCCAAGAAGUCGAGUACAAAGCCAAACAAGAAGCGCAAACCUGAUUUCACCAUCUUCGUCGACACCGAGGCAGCCAACGACAUCCCGAGGCCCAUCCAGACACCCAAGCGGUCCAAGACCAACAGCCUACGCACUCCGCUCGGCGACAGGACCUUCUCUACUGCUUCAACGCCCUCGCCGUCUCCCCGUCUUCCCGACACCCCGUUCCGCUUCUCGCCUGCCGACCCUCUCUGGGAGAAUACCGAGAACUAUGAGCCUUGGACUGAGACUCCUCCUUCGACCCCACUUGGUCCUCCUUCCACGCCCCUCGGUCCCACCGCCUCGGUCGGCCCACCUCCUCCGCUGUCCGCGCGCGCUCUUCGUCCUCGCCGUGAUCGUGCUUCUUCCUUAGCCAAUCUUCUCCCCCCGGUCAACAUGCUUGCCUACAACAUGCUUGGCAUCCAGAACUGGAGGAUCAGCUCUAUCGGUAUCAACCUCGCCUACCGCAAGGUCGCUAGUAGAACCCACCCGGACAUGGUUGCGCCAGCUCAGAAGGAGCUUGCCACGCUGGACAUGCAGCAGAUCAACGCCGUCAAGGACAUGUUGAUGGACAAGGACCUCCGCAUCAAGUACCACCGCGACGGUCUCAUCCCCUGGGUCGUCUGA